AUGUCUGAGAGAUCCUGCCCCCGUCCUCCCGGACGAGAACUGGUCCUCGAGGAUGUUCUUUCUCAGGAUAUCACCAAGCCGGAGACCUUCACGCUGCGUUUGAUAUCCCCAGAGGUACUACAUCACGCAAGUAAAAAUGUCGACUCCCUCACCGUCGACGACCGAGACCUAUUGGCCGUCGCCCUCGGCGCCCCCGCCCGCCAAGUCAUGAUUCGAGCCGAAGAGAUUGGGCACAGGACAGGAUGGAAGGACGGGUACCUCAGCGCCGAGAUGCCCGGCUGCGUUGGCCGCGGCCGCGUCCGAGAAUCCAUCGCCGCGAUGCCCCUGGUGGAGGGAACCGAGGACAUCAUCCCCGACCGUGCCUUGUGGGCCGCCAUCGUCGCCCUCGGCAUGCUCUGCUCCAUCUACCGGUACGAGGAGAAGAACGACGGUUACGACGGCGUCAGCAUCAACAAGGUUUCGACCCGCCCUCAGGUCGAGAUGGCCGACGACCUCGGUCCCGAGCUCAUUGGUAUCCCUAGGGCCACGUACAACCUCAAGGUCCGGGACCCCACCUCGACCGUUCCCUACGUUGGCCGAUUCGACAACACCGACCUCCGAUGGCCCAUGUUUGGCGAGCGUACUGAAAUUGCCUUCCUCAAGGGCUGCGCUGACACUGAUGCCUCCUUCCAGCAUGGCCCCGAUGCCAUCGCCGCUUGCCAAGAGGCCGUGAUGACCCGCAACGUCGAGGGCCUCCUCCGCGAAAUGGUCCGCCUCAAGGAGAUCCUCGAGCGCAUGCCCAACGCCUUCCACUCCAUUUCCACGAACCCGAAUUCCGGCGACAACUACGUAUCCGCCAUGGAGUGGGUGCGCUGGGGCAAGUUCUCCGCCCCGCUCUCGAAGCGGUGCCCCGCCGCCUCGGGUCUCCAGUUCUCCCCUACCUCCUCAUGGAUGCCUUCCUCGGCCGCAAAAGUACGACUCCUUCCUCGGCAACGAGGGUCUCCACCUCCGCGCCUGGCUGCCUUCCAACCUGAGGGCCUUUAUCGCUGCCAUCGAGUACCACUAUCGCAUUCCCGAGUUCGUCGUCGAGUCGGGCGACCCCGCCUCAUGGGCGUCUUGGACGGUAUUAUCGAGGCCUACACGGGCGAGCGAGGUUUCAUGGGCACCCACCGAUACAAGGUCUUCGGCAUCCUUGAAGUCGCCUCCAAGACGGGUCGUACCGAGACCAACGGAAACUCGGGCGCCGCCGAGCAGGCCGGACGACCCUGGGAAGAGGUCCACCGCCAAUUCUCCGACGCCAUGAAGGAGCGCCUGGAGCCGUUCCGAGGCACCAACCUCGUCGACCCCAACGAGAUGCGAGGCACUUUUGCCGAGUGCCGCUACAAGUCGAGGAUCCUCAACCGGCAGUUUGUCGAUUCCGACCCCCAGCGAGGCCUCGCUCAAGUCACCCUCGACUUGCACGACACCGGCGUGACCUUCCAGCCCGGAGAUCGGUUGGCCGUCAUGCCCCUGAACUCGUGGGAAGAGUGCGCCAAGGUGGCCGCUGCCCUCGGCCUCGAGAACAUGCUCGACUCGCGCAUCUCCAUGGACCGCAAGUGGAGCCGCUUCGCGGAGCACCUCGACAGCGUCAACCACGGCAUCAACCUCAACGGCAAGAGGACCGGCGCCAUCCGCCAGCUGACCGUCAAGGACAUUCUCCGCCGCGGCCACCUCGCCCCGCUCACCAAGGAUCUCGUCCUCAAGAUCCACGCCAUGCUCCGCGCCUCCUCCAACACCAUCCUGCAGGUCCUCGCCACCACCGAGUGGCCCGUCCGCGGCACCCUCGGAGACCUUCUCCAGUCGGCCGUGCAGGAUACCCCGCCCAGCAUCUGGGAUCGCGCCUUUGACUUGACGACGGAUCUCUUCUGGCUCAGCGACCUCAUCCAGGUCGAGUACAAUCUCUGCUCCACUUUCUCCCAUGGCCACGAGAUCAAGCGCACCGGUGUCGGCAGCGGCUUCCUCAACCCGCCCGUCAACUCGCCCGAGAACUCUCUCAACGGCGACGAGGAGGUGCUCGUUGGCGUGUCCCGCCCCCUCACCUUCCAGCUGCCCCUCGACGGCGCCGCCCCGUGCGCCUUCUUCGCUGGAGGUAGCGGUAUUGCGCCCUUCCGGUCCUUUUGGCAGGCCCGCAUCGGCCAGACCGUGGGCCGCAACAUCCUCUACCUCGGCGUGCAGAACCGUGAAAAGUUUUGUUACGAGGACGAGCUCCGACAAUACGUUGCGGGCGGCUACAUGGAGGUGCACCUCGCCUUCUCGCGCGACAGCCGCGGCCUUGCGUACGAUCCCGCGCACCGGGACCUCGUGGAGAAGAAGAUGGAGCCCCGCUACAUCGACGCUCUGAUUGCUGAGCAGGGUGCGACCGUUUGCGACUUGGUCAUGUCCAAGAAGCAGGGCGGCCUCGGCGGGUACCUCUACAUCUGCGGCUCCGUGGCCGUCUUCGAUUCCGUCAUGACGGGAAUCCGCAAGGCCAUCUACAACCACCGCACGGCGACCAUGGACAAUACCGACUUCAUCAUCAACUCGGCCUUUGCGGAGCGCCGCAUCAUGUUGGACGUGUUCAUGACGCCCAAGCCCCUACCUUGCAACUUGGCCACGAUCCCGCUCUCGCAGCUGGCGGUGCACACCGGCCACAGGCCCGGAUCGCGCAUCUGGCUCAGCGUACACGGCAGCGUGUACGACGUGACGGACUUUUGCCCGAUGCACCCUGGCGGCACACUCAUCAUCAAGUCCAACGCCGGUGUGGACUGCAGCAAGUCGUUUGACGCCCUCGCGCACACCAACAACCCCGAGGUUGCCAGUCUGCUGACCAAGUACUUUGUGGGACACCUCACGCCCAAGCCCGAUUACCACGGCUGCGAGGAGCUGAGCGGCUUGUACGACAUGUGGUCGGACUACCUGCGCACGACGGUGGAGACGCUCGUGGCGCAGCAGUUUGAAAUGGACGACCUCAUGGGCUCGGACAAGCUCUGGUACCAGGGAACGAUGAUCAACAUGCUCGGUGUGCGCAUCUUUUACCAGUACCAGUCGCGUCUCCUUCAGGGCGGGUUCUCAGCCCUGUUCGGACCCAAGUUCCAGGAGCUCGUGCUUAAGCUCUCCUUCACCGUGGCGAACUCGUCGGGAGCCGCGGGCACCAAGCUUCCCGACAUCCUGGGAGCCAUCGCGCGAGCCAAGACGUCGCCUGACGCCGUGGCUACCUCCAAGGAGAUUGCGCUCGUCGGCCAGUUCAUCUGCGACAGCGAGUCGGCGCGCUUCCAGGAGCGGGGUAUCAUGGACUACGCGGGCAAGUCUGUGCAGUUGGAUAUCGAGCUCCUCGAGGACAUCCGCGAGGAGGCGUGCCACGGCAUGGACGCGUUCGACACCGUCAUGAACCUCGAGGUUUCUUCGGACGAGCAGCGCACCACGGCCCUUUGCUCGUUCCUCAUGCAGAUUCUCGAGCGCAUGGCCAAGAGGCUCGAGCCCCAUCAUGGGGCCAAGCCCUCGUACAAGCCGGCGGAGAAGACGGUGGAGUUUGACAAUGUGCUGUUCCAGAUCCAGCAGACAAUCAAGGACGCGCCGCGGCAGGCGCUCACGGGACGCGCCCACGUGCCGCUCAACGAGAGGCACACGCUCCGCACGCAGAAACCGACGCACGGGACAUCGGCGAUGGAGUCGCACGAGAACUCGGUGGCGCUCAACCGCAUGUCGCAGUUCAUCGACCGCAACAUGAAGGCGAUGCGGCGACUAAGCAAGAUGCCGCCGAUGCCGCUCAACUUUUCGCAAAUGGCGGCGACGAUGGAGGCGCAGAAUUUGGCCAAUCAGCAGCACCGGGUCCCCGGGGUGACGACGCCGCCGUCGAGCCGGGGCUCCAGCCGGUCGCCGUCGAGGAGCGGUCCGCUGUCGUCGGGAAUGCCCGUGCAGAUGCCCAGCGUGCUCGAGGAAAUGGUGGGCCAGCGUAUGCCAUCGCUGCACCGCCGCAAUACGGGGAGCUCGGACGGUGGGAGCGGCGGGCACCUCGGCUACAGCCUUUCCAGCCGCAUGAUGAUGCCGCCGUCGCCCGCGACCACUCCGCCGCUCGACUCGGGGUCGGCUAUCCAGGUGAUGGUGAAUAAACUCAACCUCAGGUCGCGGGGAGCCACCAGCCCGGCGCUGUCUCCCGUACCGGGCGGGGCGAGCGGAGGAGAGCACAUGCAUAGUCGCAACGCGAGCAUUAGCUCGUAUCAAGCGGCGCGGAGGAGUAGGGCAUUGUCGUCAACGGGGUCGCUGAGAACAUUUAAACUUGUGGCCAACCACUCCCCGACGGAGAUGAGGGUACCACCAACCUUUUAG
This is a messenger RNA of Parascedosporium putredinis, 4323 nucleotides long. The record is from the annotation of a GenBank genome assembly. Lineage: Eukaryota; Fungi; Ascomycota; Sordariomycetes; Microascales; Microascaceae.